Messenger RNA from Malania oleifera, 1658 nucleotides. RefSeq names its product ribokinase. Gene Ontology annotation, molecular function: ribokinase activity. Lineage: Eukaryota; Viridiplantae; Streptophyta; Magnoliopsida; Santalales; Ximeniaceae. Gene Ontology annotation, biological process: D-ribose metabolic process. The record is from RefSeq and is a predicted model, not a curated record. The transcript is spliced from 4 exons. The coding region runs from base 248 to 1396 and encodes 382 amino acids.
AUAUUGAUCAGCCACAAGCUGUGCAGCGGCGUGUGCUUCACGCUCCAUUCCCCAGAACCCGCACGGUCCUGUAUGACAAUUCUACUUUCCUAGUCAUCAUCAAAGACGAUCGCGCUUUCCAGGUUAUUGCAAAAGCCAAUUUUUAUUUUAUUUCUCAGACGAGAAUGAUUUCAAUUUGAUCGAGAAGGAGAAACACAGUUGACGAGAGUCUCAUUCAAGAGUCGGCAUCAAUCAUCGGUAGGGAGAGAUGAAAGGAUUGACACUGUCACCAUCCAAACACUGGCUUCCCACAACCGAAAAUAGCUCCUCCAAAAAACCCUGCAUAAACCUCAAUGCAAACCCAAUUCAAUUCAACAGCAAAUCGUCAUCAAGGAGAUACCCACUUCCUUCUUUCGUCGUAAACGCCUCCAAAACCCCUUCCCAACCCCCAACCGCAAAACCCAAGAGCACCAAUCCGCCGCCGCUGGUGGUGGUGGGAUCUGCCAACGCCGAUAUCUAUGUGGAGAUUGAGAGGCUCCCGAGAGAGGGCGAGACUGUUUCGGCCAAGUCCGGGCAGACACUCGCCGGCGGCAAGGGUGCCAACCAGGCUGUCUGCGGCGGGAAGCUCUCGUACCCGACAUACUUUGUGGGGCAGGUUGGGGAGGACGCUCAUGGGAAGUUGAUCAGCGAAGCCCUUCAGGGCGGUGGGGUUUGCCUUGACCAUCUCAACACUCUGUCUGCCGCCCCUACUGGGCACGCUGUGGUGAUGCUCCAAUCUGAUGGGCAGAACUCCAUUAUCAUCGUCGGAGGGGCCAACAUGUCUUGUUGGCCUGAAACUCUCUCUGAUAAGGACUUGGAGGUUGUGACGAAUGCUGGCAUUGUUUUACUUCAGAGGGAAAUCCCAGACUCUGUCAACAUUCAAUUUGCAAAGGCUGCUGGUAAUGCCGGUGUUCCUGUGAUUUUGGAUGCUGGGGGAGUGGAUUCACCAAUCCCACUAGAACUGCUGAAGUACAUAGAUAUACUGAGUCCAAAUGAAUCUGAACUUGGUCGGUUAACUGGAAUUGAAACUGAAAAUUUUGAACAAAUUAGUCAAGCGGUGGUGAAAUGCUAUAAAAUGGGUGUUAAGCAAGUACUAGUGAAGCUAGGAGCGAAAGGGUCGGCUCUAUUUGUUGAAGGGGAAGAACCAAUUAAACAAGCCAUCAUAUCAGCUGCAAAAGUCCUUGAUACAACUGGGGCUGGUGAUACUUUUACAGCUGCGUUUGCUGUGGCUCUUGUGGAGGGCAAGUCCAAGAAGGAAUGUUUAAGAUUUGCUGCUGCAGCUGCUUCUCUUUGCGUGCAAGUGAAAGGAGCCAUUCCAAGCAUGCCUGAUAGGAAUUCAGUUUUGAAUCUUCUUCAGUCUGUUCGAGGGUCUUUAUAGUUUUUAGGCUACCACAGAUUCUGUAUGAUCUUUGUAAGCAAAUAAAUGGAAGCAUGAAUAUAAAUUAAAGUAGCUUCACUCCCCCCCCCCCCCCCGCCACCCGUCCCAAUAUUUUGGGUAUUAUUGAAUUUACAAUUUGUUGAUGUACAUCAUGACUACUAAAUUUUGAGAUUUUCUGGAAUAAUCUCAUCAUUGGCAUUCUCUCUCUUUCCCUGUGGAGAAUAUUCUGAAGUUAUAAAGUUCACCAAAAGAGCUUGAGCAA